AUGUUCGAAGGUUUCGAACAAAAACUCGAAGAAAGGGAAAAUAGCGCGCAAAUUUAUUUUAAGCCAUAAAAAUUGUUCUGGAAUCUAUAUUCAGUUGACUAAUAAAAGAACAGCAUAAAAAAAUGCCAAAAAAACCAUCGAAUAGAAGUCAACAACCAUCUACAUCUCGAGCUAGAACACAGCUUAGUUCGGAUGAUGAGUUUGAUCAAGAAAUAAGCUUUUCGUCAAUGCCUUCUAAUAAUAUAGAAACAGUGUCAAAUAACUUAGUGAAAUAUCUCCUCAAUUACUCUGCUACAAAGAAUCCUAUAAAACGCAGUGACAUUGCCAAAAAUGUGAAUAUUCAUCCAAAAAUUUUCGCAGAUGUAUUGAAAAGUGCUUCAUAUAAAUUGAAAGAUAUUUAUGGAAUGGAAAUAUCUGAAUUACCUGAGUCUAGGUCAGGCAAAAUGUACAUUUUAUAUUCCGAGUUCAACUCAAUUGUCUCAUCUCAGCAAUUAACUAAACAGCAACAGGAAAUGACAACAUUUCUUUUCAUCAUAUUAUCGUACAUUUUUAUGAAAGGAGGAGAAGUUCAUGAAUCUCAUCUCUUUCAGUAUCUUGAACAACUCGAUAUCAAUUGCAAUGAGACUCAUUCUGAAUUUGGUGAUAUUUCUGAUCUCAUUUGCAAAGUUUUCACAAAGCAGCAGUACCUUAAGCGAACUAAAGUUGAAAUUGAAGGAGUAAAUGAUCCAGUGAUCCAUGUUUCUUGGGGUACUCGAGCUGAAAAGGAGUUCAACAAGGCUAAAAUUCUCUCUGCUGUUGCUGAGAUAAUGAAGAAAUCACCAAUUUCAUUCACAAGUCAAUAUCAUGCCGUUCAUGGAGAAGAACCGCAAAGCUGCAAUUCAAUCGUAAUUGAUUAAUUCAAAAAUUGAUUUGCAAUAAAAAAAAUUUAAACUUCAAUGUUAUCUGAAAGACUCGAAGGGUUUUUCAAUUAAAAUUCUUUCCAUUGAGUUAAUUUUAGAGAUUAAUCAAUUUUGCUGAAGAACAAAAUAUUUUGCUUGCAAUCCUAAACGAAAAUAUCAAAACAUGGAACCGUCAAUUGACUGAUUUCAACGGAAGUGUUAAUAAAAAUCUGUUUAUUAAGCGAUGAUUCAUGAUUUGAUUAAGACGAUAAUUUGCAAUUUUUUCCUCAAUAAUUUUAUUGUCCUCUCGUUAAAUUUAUUAAUUAUUUAACUAGAAUGUGAGUUGAUCUUGUGAAAACAAAAUUAAUGAAGAAAUUUAGUUUCGUGCAAUUUGAAGAAGAUAUUAUAAAAGUAAGAGUUAUAAACGACAA
Clunio marinus is the source of this 1309-nucleotide messenger RNA. The record is from the annotation of a GenBank genome assembly. NCBI's taxonomy places the organism in Eukaryota, Metazoa, Arthropoda, Insecta, Diptera, Chironomidae.